AUGGCUCGCCGAUCUUUCUCCCUCCUCAAAACCCUGACCAAAUCCACCACCUCGUUCUCUCUAGCUCCCAUCCCAACUUCCCGAUCCGUCACCUACAUGCCGCGACCCGGUGACGGAACACCACGGCCAGUCACCCUCAUCCCCGGAGACGGAAUCGGCCCUUUAGUCACCGACGCAGUGGAACAAGUUAUGCACGCGAUGCACGCUCCGGUUUAUUUCGAGAAAUACGAAGUCCACGGCGACAUGAAUCGUAUUCCGCCAGAAGUAAUCGAAUCGAUUAAGAAAAAUAAAGUUUGUCUAAAAGGAGGAUUGAAGACUCCGGUCGGUGGUGGUGUUAGUUCGCUGAAUGUUAUGUUAAGGAAGGAAUUGGAUUUGUAUGCUUCGCUGGUGAAUUGUUUUAAUUUGCCUGGGCUACCGACUCGGCACGAAAAUGUUGAUAUUGUUGUUAUUAGAGAGAAUACUGAAGGGGAAUACGCUGGGCUUGAGCAUGAGGUGGUUCCUGGUGUUGUUGAAAGCCUUAAAGUGAUAACGAAGUUUUGUUCUGAGAGAAUUGCGAAAUACGCAUUUGAGUAUGCUUAUUUGAAUAAUAGGAAGACAGUGACGGCAGUGCAUAAGGCGAAUAUUAUGAAACUUGCGGAUGGGUUAUUUUUGGAGUCUUGCAGAGAGGUCGCGACAAAAUAUCCAAGUAUCAAGUAUAAUGAGAUUAUUGUGGAUAAUUGCUGUAUGCAGCUAGUUUCGAAACCUGAACAAUUUGAUGUAAUGGUUACUCCUAAUCUUUAUGGCAAUCUCGUGGCAAAUACAGCAGCUGGCAUUGCUGGGGGCACUGGUGUCAUGCCAGGAGGUAAUGUGGGAGCUGAUUAUGCCGUUUUUGAGCAAGGUGCUUCAGCUGGAAAUGUAGGAAAAGAAAAAAUGGUGGAACAAAAGAAGGCAAAUCCAGUGGCUUUGCUCCUCUCAUCUGCCAUGAUGUUGAGACACCUCCAGUUUCCUUCAUUUGCUGACAGACUCGAGACUGCAGUGAAGCAUGUAAUAUCUGAGGGGAAGUGUCGAUCCAAAGACCUUGGUGGAGACAGCACCACACAAGAGGUGGUUGACGCUGUCAUUGCAAAUCUGGACUGA
This is a messenger RNA of Dovyalis caffra, 1116 nucleotides long. The record is from the annotation of a GenBank genome assembly. NCBI's taxonomy places the organism in Eukaryota, Viridiplantae, Streptophyta, Magnoliopsida, Malpighiales, Salicaceae.